CUGACGGAAGUCCAGCCAUCACCACCUCCAGGGGAUCAGUGUGGUCAGGUGGCUCAAUCCUUCCUUCCCCAACACAGCGGGCAGACAGAGCUGGCCCAGCCGGUCCACAGCAGCUCCUGCUCCCCAGUUCACCCUCAGUAAGGUGAGGAAAGGGGGAAUUGGUCUUAAAACCCUUCUAACAAAUGUCACUCUCUUAAGGUCACCAUCUUCUUUUAUUAUACAAGAAAGGAGAGUUCCUAUCAUAUACAGGAAAGAACAUGUUCUUUUGGGUAUUAGCCCUCCUAAUCUUUUGUGGUUUUCUAUGGAAUUAUAAAAGGCAACUAAAGAUUGCAAACAUCACUGAUAAGUACAUUUUCAUUACCGGGUGUGACACGGGUUUUGGAAAUUUGGCGGCCAGAACUUUUGAUAAAAAAGGAUUUCAUGUAAUUGCUGCUUGUCUGACUGAAUCAGAAUCAACAGCUUUAAAGGCAGAAAGCUCAGAAAGGCUCCACACCGUGCUUCUGGAUGUAACUGACCCAGAGAAUGUCAGGAGGACCGCCCAGUGGGUGAAGAACCAAGUUGGGGAAAAAGGUCUCUGGGGUCUGAUCAACAAUGCCGGUGUUCUCGGAGUGCUGGCUCCCACCGACUGGCUGACAGUGGAGGACUACAGGGAACCUAUUGAAGUGAACUUGUUUGGACUCAUCAAUGUGACAUUAAAUUUGCUUCCCUUGGUCAAAAAAGCUCGAGGAAGGGUUAUCAAUGUCUCCAGUGUUGGGGGUCGGCUUGCACUUGGUGGAGGGGGCUAUACUCCAUCCAAAUAUGCAGUAGAAGGCUUCAAUGACAGCUUAAGACGGGACAUGAAAGCUUUUGGUGUACACGUUUCAUGUAUUGAACCAGGAUUAUUUAAAACAGGAUUAUCAGAUCCAGUAAAGGCCACUGAGAAAAAACUUGCAAUUUGGAAACAUCUGUCUCCAGAUAUCAAACAACAAUAUGGAGAAGGUUACAUUGAAAAAAGUCUAGACAAACUGAAAGGCACUAAUUCCUUUGUGAACAUGGAUCUAUCCCUGGUGGUGGAGUGCAUGGACCAUGCUCUCACAAGUCUCUUCCCCAAGACCCAUUAUGCUGCUGGAAGAGAUGCCAAGACCUUCUGGAUACCUCUGUCUCACAUGCCAGCAGUUUUGCAAGACUUUUUAUUGUUGAAACAGAAAGUAGAACUGGCUAAUCCCAAGGCAGUGUGACUCAGCGGUCAACAAAUGCCUGCCCCCAGGCUAUGAGAUUGGCUGCUUUCAAGGACACAUCUCCUUUUUUGUCUCAUUCCUUACCUAAUCCAACCUGGACUCAUUUAGCUCAUGCUUCUUUUUAAAUAAAUGAAGGGGUCCUACCACUA
Suricata suricatta (meerkat) is the source of this 1366-nucleotide messenger RNA. It is a transcript of the gene DHRS9, whose product is annotated as dehydrogenase/reductase 9. The transcript has 6 exons. The coding region runs from base 258 to 1217 and encodes 319 amino acids. The record is from RefSeq and is a predicted model, not a curated record. Lineage: Eukaryota; Metazoa; Chordata; Mammalia; Carnivora; Herpestidae.